UUCUGGGAGUUGAAGUCUAAAGAACCCUGCAGGACCUGGACGGCUAGAGGAGGGCGCUUCUAUGAAGGGUGUCAGCUGUAUCUCACAGGAAUCGAUACGGAGGCACUUGUUUCUGGUCUAGGGCAUAGUUAGCCAUAGAGGCAGCUUGGCCAGAGAGGCGAUGGCAAGGAGGCUGUGCUAUGCUGUAUAGAAGAAAUGGCACAAGAAGCAAACAUUUAACAUUAGAGUCUUUUCCUCACUCCAGCCACAACCAUGCCCUUUUCUGACUUUGUUGUGACUCUGAAAGACAACCCAUACUUUGGGGCAGGCUUUGGCUUGGUUGGUGUCGGCACGGCCCUGGCCCUGGCCCGGAAGGGAGCCCAAUUGGGGAUGGUGGCCUUUAGGCGGCAUUGCAUGAUCACUCUGGAGGUGCCAAGUAAGGACAAGAGCUACCACUGGCUGCUGAACUGGAUCUCUCACCAUGCCAAGCACACGCAGCACUUAAGUGUGGAGACUUCAUACCUGCAGCAUGAGAGUGGUCGUGUCAGUACCAAGUUUGAUUUUAUCCCCAGCCCGGGGAACCACUUCAUUUGGUAUCAAAGGAAGUGGAUCCGGAUAGAACGGAACAGGGAGAAACAAAUGAUUGACCUGCAUACAGGCACCCCCUGGGAGUCUGUCACUUUCACAGCGGUUGGCAAUAAGCGAGAGAUUUUCUUCAACAUCUUGCAGGAAGCUAAGGAAUUGGCUCUCAGGCAACAAGAAGGGAAGACAGUCAUGUACACAGCCAUGGGUGCAGAAUGGCGGCCAUUUGGUUUCCCACGACGCCGGCGGCCCCUCACCUCCGUGGUCCUUGAGGAAGGGGUGUCAGAGAGGAUUGUGCAGGAUGUGAAGGAGUUCAUUGGCAACCCCAAGUGGUACAUUGAUCGAGGAAUCCCCUAUCGGAGAGGGUAUUUGCUGUAUGGGCCCCCAGGCUGUGGAAAAAGCAGUUUCAUCACAGCUUUGGCUGGGGAAUUGCAGUACAGCAUCUGUCUCCUGAGCCUGAGUGAUCGCAGCCUCUCAGAUGAUCGUCUCAACCAUUUGCUGAGCGUAGCUCCUCAGCAAAGCAUUAUCCUCCUGGAAGAUGUAGAUGCUGCCUUUGUUGGUCGGGAUCUUGCCGCUGAAAAUCCCAAUGCAUACCAGGGCAUGGGACGCCUGACUUUCAGUGGUCUUCUCAAUGCGUUGGAUGGUGUUGCUUCCUCUGAAGCCAGGAUAGUAUUUAUGACCACCAAUUAUGUAGACAGGCUGGAUCCAGCCCUGGUUCGCCCUGGCCGGGUUGAUCUGAAGCAGUAUGUGGGGCACUGCUCCCAGUGGCAGCUUGGACGCAUGUUCCAGAGGUUCUUCCCCGACCAGCCAGCAGCAAUGGCUGAGCAGUUUGCUAUGCAAGCUCUCUCUCUCUCCAAUCAAAUUAGUGCCGCCCAAGUACAAGGCCACUUCAUGUUGCACAAGGCAGAUCCAGACGGAGCUAUUCAGAAUGUGAAGACUCUCAUAUCCUGACACUGAACCAGCAAAGAGAAAACUUUACAUAAGGCAUGUCUGGGGGCAGUAAAGAGGCAUGCUGAUUGUGAGGAUGUAUCUACCUCAAUGAGGUUAUCUUUUUGUAAAGAAAAUAAAGGCUAUACAGAGCUAUUCCCAUUCAUCCACUGCUUAAAAUAAAAUCAUUGAAACUUGGA
Molecule: messenger RNA, 1688 nt
Organism: Anolis carolinensis (green anole)
Lineage: Eukaryota; Metazoa; Chordata; Lepidosauria; Squamata; Anolidae
Gene: bcs1l
Product: mitochondrial chaperone BCS1
Exons: 8
Coding region: 253-1512 (419 amino acids)
Biological process (GO): protein insertion into mitochondrial inner membrane from matrix; mitochondrial respiratory chain complex III assembly
Cellular component (GO): mitochondrial inner membrane
Molecular function (GO): ATP binding; ATP hydrolysis activity
Source: RefSeq, a predicted model, not a curated record